AUGGCGGAUCCCGAGCACGGCACUAGGCUGAUGGACUUCAUGCAGGCCUGGGACCUCCUCGCGUCCCGCCUCGCGCCGGGUUCGGGCCCAGCAGCAGCACCGGACCUCCUCCUUUCCGCGCUGAAGCUCCUCCUGGCCUGCUACCCGGGCGCCGCGCCGUUCCUUCCGGCGAACGUGGCCGCGGACGUCCCGCGGCCGCCGCACACGCCCGCGCAGCUCGCGCCCCCGGCCGUCGCGAGCGCCCUCGAGCUGAGCGUGGCUCUCGCGGACCUCGCGUCGUUCGGCAUGGGGACGGACUCGGAGACCGUGGCCGCGGGGCUGGUCCUCGAGGCCGUGAGCAACGGCGACAUCUCGCUGGAGAGCGUGGAGCGCGAGCUGGGCCCGAUUGUCGGCAGCAUCGUCCACGACGCCCUCGUCGUGCGGCGAGCGCCGCAGCGGGUGGACCUCUACGACGAUGACGCGUCGGCGGCGAUCCGCGAGCUCUGCCUGAGCUUCUACGACACGCGCGCCACCGUCGUCGAGCUCGUCUCGCGGCUGUGCAGGCUCUCCCGGCUCAGCGCUCUCGCUACGCCAGAGAGCGCGGCGCGCUUGCAGGUCGACGCGCUGGAGGCCAUGCAGAUCUACGCGCCGAUGGGGUACGCCCUCGGGCUCCCGAAGCUCUCCUCGCGGCUCGAGGACAUCGCGUUCCAGAUCGUGUUUCCGUCGGCGUUCGAGGAAACAACGUCGUGGUUGCGUUCGGACCGCAUCGCACGCGAGGACGCCCUGGAGCGCGCGCGACGGGAGCUCCAGAAGGCGCUGAACCGCAACCCGCUCGUCAAGCAGCUCGCAGCGAAGUGCGAGAUCACGGCCCGCUCGAAGAGCCUCGUGUCGGUCAUGCGCAAGGUCCUGUCGGUUGGAGACAUGUCGCGCGGCGGCAAGGACAUGCGCGACGUCCAUGACCUCCUGGGCAUGCGCGUCGUGGUCACGCCGCUGCCGAACCUCGACGAACGCGAAGCCGAUGAGAUGGCCAUCCAGGCGUGCUACGCCGUGCGCGACGUCGCCGCGGGCCUCUGGCCGAUCGUCACGGGCCGCGACAAGGACUACAUCGCCUGUCCAAAGCCCAAUGGGUAUCGGUCGCUGCACAUGACCUCGCGCGUGCCAGCGGGCCGCACGCUCGACAUUGAGUCGCUCAGCGCGGGCGCCGACGCGCAGCCGGACCGCGACGACGACCGCGUCAACGUGGAGGUCCAGAUCCGCACUGCAGCGAUGCACGCUGCGGCUGAGUCAGGUUCCGCGUCGCACGGGCGGUACAAAGGCGGCCUGGCGCCCGGGCUCGCGCUCGCGGCGAAGACCGCGGCGCUGCCGCCCCCGGACAGCGACGGCGGAGACGAGCUGCUACCGCGGCCCCUGGACUCGACGCACGAAGUCUUCCGACUCAUGGAUCGAGACGGGGACGGCCGCGUGACGCGCGAGGAGCUGCUGGAGCUCGCGCGGGAGCUCGGGUCGCCCGCGGGCGCGGCUGCGGCGGUCGAGGGCCUGAUGGCGGUGGCCGAUCUCGACGGGAGCGGCGAUCUCACGGUUGACGAGCUGCAGGCGCUGAAGCGGCGGGGAGGGGCGGACCUGCGGCCGAGUGGCAGCGCGGCGCGGCGCGGGCGGCCGGCUGCGGCGGUGAGCGGCGGGUUCGGGGCGGUUGGGACGGUGGCGCGGCCGCGGGCGGCGUCGGUGGGGGCGUGUCGGGCUAUGAGCGACGGCGCGGGGUGGGCGAUGGGCGGGCGGGGGCCGUCGGUGGACACGCUGGAGGUCGAGGAGGCCGUGCAGGACGCGGACAGCGAGGCCGCACGGCCGCACCGGCGCACGGUGGACGCGGACUCGGACGACGAGAGUGGGGGGAGUGCGGUGGAGUCAGGGGGGGCGUCGGUGCCGCGGCGUGCGGCGUCGGCAGGGAACGGCAACGGGAACGUGCGCUUCCCCGGCUGGUCGGACGCGGCGCCUGGUCUGCGGACGCGGCGCAGCGGCAGGCGCGUCGUGUGGCGGGAGGCGGCCGCAGACGACGGCGUGCUGUACGGCGCGCAGGGCGUCGCCGGGGAGGACGCGGCCGCGACGACGCGGUGCGAGCAGGAGCGCACGGUGCGCUCGCGGCCGCGCGCGAAGUCGGACGUCCGGGGCGCCGCGGCGCGCGCCGCCCGCAAUGGCACCGGGGGCGGCGCUGGGCGGCACAACUCUUCGGGCAACGCUGGGCGCCGGCGCAUCUACAGCAAGCCCGCGCGGUCACACGUCGUCCUCGUGCCCGUCACGGACCCCGCGCGGCGCCUCCUCGCGACCCCCGACGGCCGCGCGCGCCCGCACCUCCUGCUGCCCAACUCAGGGCCGAUGGUCGUCGGCGCGCUGCCGUCGUACGGCUGCGACGAGGUCGUCGACCACCCGCUCAUUUCCGGCAAGCACUGCCGCCUCGAGCUCGUCAAGCUCCCGGACGGCACCUUCCCGAUGAUCACCGACCUGCGCUCCACCAACGGCACCUUUUUGAACGGCGCGCCGCUGCAGCCGUUCGCGGACACGAAGCUGCGGUCCGGAGACACGCUCUGGCUCGCGGACCGCCGCCUCGCUUUCGUCGUGAAGUUCCAGCGCUGGCCCGAGGGGUCCAGCGGGCCCUCUGACGUCGCGCGCGCGAUGGCGGUGCUCGGGAUCCACCCCGCGCCGGCCGACGCCGCCGCCGCCUCGCCGCCGUUCCCCGCGCCGCCGUCCACGAUCCCCGUCGACAGCGAGCCGCGCGCCCCGUUCAGCGACGACGCGUUCGCGGAGGAAGUGCGCGCCCUUGUGCGCGACGGCCGGACGGACUCCGCACGCGGCGUCCUCACGCAGCGGCUCCUCGAGGCUCCCGGGGACUUCGCGUCCUGGGCGCAGCUCGCGAACAUCGCGCGCCGGAACCGCGAGCACGCGCUGGCACGCAAGCUGUACCGCGCCGCCGUCGAGGCGUUGGAUUUCGCGGUGUCGGCGCACCGCGUCGACGGCGCCGAGGCCGCGGCGGCGGGCAGCCGGCUCCUGCGCAGCUGGGCGAUGCACGAGGGGCGGCUGCGGCACGACACCUCGGCGCGGCGCCUGUUUCGGCUGUCGGUGAUGCGCGCGGAGCAGCACCCCGCCGGGGCGCGCGUCGGCGGCGCCGCGCACACGCUGCAGGCGUGGGCGCACCACGAGCUGCGCAUCGGGUGUCCCCGGCGCGCGCAGGAGCUCAUCGCGGAGGCGCUGGCGGUGGACGGCGAGUGCGCCGAGGUGCAUCAGCUGGCCGGCGUGAUGCACGCGCGCGAGGGCGACGUCGAGGAGGCGCGGCGGGCGUUCAAGCGGGCGCUGGAGUGCUCGCCGGGCAUGAAGGAGGCGCUGCACGCCUGGGCGCGCCUCGAGGCGACCUCCGGCGACCUCAACCUGGCGCGCAAGCACUUCGCGGCGGCGCUCGAGGCGGACCCGACGAACGUGAAGACGCUGCACGCGUGGGCGAUGGCGGAGGCGAAGGCCGGGCGCGCGGAGCAGGCGCGCGGGCUGUUCCGCCGCGCGCACGCGGUGCAGCCGGACAACGUGCGCGUGCUGCAGGCGUGGGGCGUGCUCGAGGCGCGCGACGGCGACCUGGCGCGCGCGCGCUCGCUCUUCCAGGACGCGCUGACGGCGUCGCCGGGCAACGUCGUCGUCCUGUCGGCGCUCGCCAACGCGGAGCGGGCUGCGGGCAACCUCAGCGUGGCGCGCGAGGCGGCGGAGCGGGCGCUGGAGAUCCAGCCGGACCACGCGCCGUCGCUGCAGGAGCUCGCGAUGGUCGAGCGGGCGUCCGGGCGCGCGCAGGAGGCCGACGCGCUGUCGCAGGCGGCCGCACGCAUCAACGCUGGCGGCGGCGAACCGAAGCCGUACAACGUCGCGGUGAACCCGCAGCCGGGACGCAGCCCCGAGAAGCGGCGCGCGCAGUGA
Pedinophyceae sp. YPF-701 is the source of this 3927-nucleotide messenger RNA. The record is from the annotation of a GenBank genome assembly. Lineage: Eukaryota; Viridiplantae; Chlorophyta; Pedinophyceae.